Mytilinidion resinicola is the source of this 1453-nucleotide messenger RNA. RefSeq lists its product as uncharacterized. The record is from RefSeq and is a predicted model, not a curated record. Lineage: Eukaryota; Fungi; Ascomycota; Dothideomycetes; Mytilinidiales; Mytilinidiaceae. The transcript has a single exon. Bases 315 to 1241 code for a protein of 308 amino acids.
CAACAACAUCUUCAUCGGCUUCUGCAAUCAACGUCUACGCAACAUCGUCUUUUACCAUCACCGGCUAGAGCUACCGUAUCAAAUCCAUCGUUCUUCAGCAAUCCCCUUGCCAACCAUAGUGCCCCGGUGUUCGUCAACCGUCGUCACUUCGGUUCCUAAAUCCACACACACCUUUCCUCCUAUAGCGACGUCGAUCUCUUUGGAAGCACCACCAACUACAGUCACUACUUCUUCCACUUCUUCCGUAACAGCCACACCGCCACUCGUUGGUCCGACGUCCUCGUUCUUUUGACUCCCGAAAACCAACGUACUCGAUGGCGACUGUUUCAUCGGUUGCUCUGGCUCUGGUCGGGACCAUGACUUCCGACGCCGACGCACCCGGUUGGCUCACUAUCUUUAUCAUGGAUCCUUUCGGCCCCUGGUUCCGCGACUGUGCCGACUGCUGGAAACUCCUCCUAUUUUUCUGGGGUAUCAUCAUGCUCUUCUGGGGUAUCACCAUUCUCUUCUUGGGUAUCAUCAUGCUCUUCUUGGGUUUCAUCAUGGUGCUCUUCGUCUGGAUUUGGAGAUUCCAAGGCAGGAUCAGGGAUCUACAGGCCCAAAACCUAAGGCGCCAAGGCUUGAUCGGAGAUCGAGACAACGAACUCCAGGAUCUGAAAUCCAAAGCCCAAAAUCGAUAUGACGAAACCAGGAUUCUGCACACCGGGUGCCGUAUCUACGCCAAAGAGGCCCAGGCCCUAAAGAGGGAGAUCAAGGAUCUGAAAUCCAGAGCCCAAAAUCGAUAUGACGAAACCGGGAUUCUGCACACCAGAUGCCGUAACUACGCCAACGAGGCUCGGGCCCUAAAGAAGGAGAUCAGGGAUCUGAAAACGCGACUCCAGGAUCGACGUACGCGCAUCCAAAAUCAAGACGCGCAGAUUCUGGCCCUGCAUACCCUAUUCCAGGACGGCUAUACCCUGUUCCAGGAUGACGAUACUCCGUCCCAGGAUGACGAUACCCUGUGCCAGGACGCAAGUAGCGAACCCCACCUCCACGAUCAAGACACCCAACUCCAGGUACAGCAGCCCCAAGGCCCUGCUCGUGAAGGUCUUGAUCCGGCUGAGGAUCACGUCGAUGAAAUAGGCCAAGAUACUGAUGGUUGGAACAUUCAGCGAGUCAAGAAGGGCGGAGACACAAACUCUGCUCAUGAAGGUCCUGAUCUGGUGGAGGGUCAAGUCGAUGAAGGCCAAGAUUCUGGUGAUUAGACGACCGUGGCGCGACGCAAGAAGGGUAAGGAAUGCGUGUGCACGGAGUGGAGAUCAGGCAUCAUUUGUGUCUGUCAGAUCGCUCACUAUGUACCGCCGGUAAACCUCCUAUCGGCAAAAGCACACCAGUGGGGACAUGAGCGUAUUCUUCUCUAUACAUGAACUGUCUUAUGAAUGCAAAAUUGAUCGCACUGUUCCAGUACCAGCCUGAC